CGAAAAGAGGACAGUACACCUGAAAAAAUGGACUGUUCUCUUAUGAUCUCUCCUCCUCCGCCGUCUCUUGAUAAAUUUCCGCGCACUAAUUUUCCCGCGCAGUUUUCUCACUUUUUGCCGCCGCAACUGUUCCGGGUAAUACCUCACCGAGUUUCCGCGGCAAUUUCCAUAUGCUCCUCUCAAGUUCCGUCGCGCACGGUUCCUACGGUUACCAUAUCCUAUAACGAGCUCAAGGACAAAUAUUCAGACUUAUCCGCUAAAAUUGAAGAAGGAUUUGGGCCGAACGGCCUUGGUAUUCUAUCAGUUUCAGACGUUCCUGAGUAUACUCUAUUGCGCCAAAAUCUACUUCUUCUUUCACAUAGAUUAGCAAACCUCCCUGAAAGCGUGAAAGAGGAACUGGAAGAUCCCGAUAGUAGGUACAACUUUGGAUGGAGUCAUGGAAAAGAGAAGCUUGAAUCUGGAAAGCCAGAUACACUGAAAGGAUCCUUCUAUGCAAAUCCAAUAUUCGAUGUGCCAACAACUGAACCAUCCCUUAUGGAACGAUAUCCAUCAUAUUGCAGACCCAAUAUAUGGCCUCAUACCACUCUUCCAGAACUUGAGAUUGCUUUUAAAGCGCUAGGUAAGAUGAUUCUUGAUGUUGGGCUGUUGUUGGCUCAACAUUGUGAUCAAUACGUAUCCUGCAAGAUAACAGCAAAUGAAAAUCGUGGCCUUGAAAAAAUACUACUUCGAUCUAGAUGUCAUAAAGGCAGACUGCUCUACUAUUUUCCUUCCCAGCAAAGUAGCUGUUCCCAAGAUGAUGAGUCAAUGUCAUCUUGGUGUGGUUGGCAUACUGAUCAUGGUUCACUGACAGGUCUUACAUCUGCCAUAUUUAUGAGAGAUGCUGUAGAAAUACCUUGCUCUGAUAAUGCUGCUGGCCUUUAUAUAAAAACGCGUACCGGCCAAGUAGUUAAAGUGAAAUAUGGUGAAGAAGAAAUAGCAUACCAAAUUGGUGAGACAACUGAGAUAUUGUCAAGAGGUCUGCUCUGUGCAACACCACAUUGUGUUCGGGCACCAAAAGGGGAGGAAGCAUCUGGUGUUGAUCGCUCAACAUUUGCACUGUUCAUGCAGCCAGACUGGGAUGAAAACCUAAACUUCCCAGAUGGUGUACAUAUUCACAAGGAGCUGAUUGCCUCCUCCAAUGGCUCUCUGACGUUUGGAGAAUAUACAGAGAAGCUGCUGGACAAGUACUAUCACCUCAAGCAGUAAUAAUAGUAAAAGCUCAGACCAGUAAGACAGUUCCAAUGGUUGUUUUAUGUUAAAACAACAUCCAAGCCUUGUUUCCAAAAGAUUUUGAGGUCGGCUAACAUGAAUCGAGUCAUGGUAAUGAAUGUUUUUAUGGUAAAUAAAUAAAUUAAUAAAUAUAUAAACAGUACUUUGUAUUGUUUUAUAAAUAUAUAAACAGUACUUUGUAUUGCUCUUAUAAUCAACAGCUAUUUACAUGUAUAUUGAGCAUAUUCAUAAUGUACAAAAUUGUAACCAUUGGGUAUGAUACUAUGAUGAAUCAAUGAUGAUUGUAAGCGAGAAUUUGUUAUGUAUGAUUUUAGGACAAAU
Molecule: messenger RNA, 1590 nt
Organism: Cuscuta europaea
Lineage: Eukaryota; Viridiplantae; Streptophyta; Magnoliopsida; Solanales; Convolvulaceae
Source: the annotation of a GenBank genome assembly